CAGGUAGGAUCAGCAUCUGCUGAAACUCUCCUGCGUUGGUCUGCUCGCCCACCUGAGUGACUGCCACCAUGUUUGUUGCUCCUCCCGGCUACCAGCCCAUCUACGGCCCGAACAUACCCUACAUAGGGCCCAUUUAUGGAGGGCUGAGGGAAGGGAUGUCCAUCUAUGUCCAGGGGAGCGUUCACAGGGACAUCACCAGGUUCUUCAUCAACCUGAUUUGUGGAGAAUCCGAGUCCAGUGAUAUCGCCCUGCACGUCAACCCUCGAUUUGAUGGCAGGGACAAGGUGGUCUUCAACUCCUGUCAGAACGGAUCGUGGGGGUCAGAGGAGAAGAUCCACAGCAUGCCUUUUAGCAAGGGCGAGAAAUUUGAAAUGGUCAUCAUGGUUACAUCACAGGGCUAUCAGAUUAAAGUCAAUGGGGAUGAUUUCCAUACUUUUGGACACCGUCUCGCUGUGCAGCGAGUUUGUGGGAUGCACAUUGGUGGAGACGUUUCCAUCCAGACGAUCAACAUUAUUGGGGGUGGAGUGGGUGGAGGGAUGCCAGGAGGUUAUCCAGGUGGCAUGGGAGGAGGAAUUGGAGGAGGGUAUCCAGGAGGAGGCAUGGGAGGAUACCCAGGAGGAGGCAUGGGAGGAGGCAUGGGAGGAGGCAUGGGAGGAUACCCAGGAGGAGGCAUGGGAGGAGGCAUGGGAGGAGGCAUGGGAGGAUACCCAGGAGGAGGCAAGGGAGGAGGCAUGGGAGGAGGCAUGGGGGGAGGAUACCCAGGAGGAGGCAUGGGGGGCGCGUUUCCAGGAUCACAUCUGCCGGGCGUGGGGGGGCAGCCGGUCUACAACCCUCCUGUGCCCUACUCCACUAUGAUCCCAGGAGGGAUGUUCCCUAAGAGGACCGUCAUCGUCAGAGGGAUGGUUCCCGCCGGAGCAGACAGAUUAAGCAUCAACUUCAUGGUGAGCAGAUCUCGGGACAUUGCUUUCCACAUGAACCCCAGAGUGAGAGAGGGCCUGGUGGUGAGAAACAGCAUGAUUGGAGGAAAGUGGGGGCAGGAGGAGAGAGAGCUCAGCAUGAAUCCAUUCAUGGAGGGCCAGUACUUUGAUCUCUCCGUCCGUUGUGGGAAUCAGAGGUUUAAGGUGUUCGUGAACGGGCAGCACCUGUUUGACUUUUUCCACCGUAUGCAGUCCUUCAGUGAGGUCGACAUGCUGGACAUCGAGGGCGACGUGCAGAUCUCCUACAUCCACUUCUGAGGCCGCACACGUCUGCUCAACUGUACUCAACACGUCAUCCACAGAGCUGAGAGAUCAGAUAUUACAUCAUCACUCUGGACUGUUUAUG
Archocentrus centrarchus (flier cichlid) is the source of this 1323-nucleotide messenger RNA. RefSeq names its product galectin-4. Gene Ontology annotation, molecular function: carbohydrate binding. Lineage: Eukaryota; Metazoa; Chordata; Actinopteri; Cichliformes; Cichlidae. The record is from RefSeq and is a predicted model, not a curated record. The transcript has 13 exons. Bases 69 to 1235 code for a protein of 388 amino acids.